Molecule: messenger RNA, 2045 nt
Organism: Trichobilharzia regenti
Lineage: Eukaryota; Metazoa; Platyhelminthes; Trematoda; Strigeidida; Schistosomatidae
Source: the annotation of a GenBank genome assembly
UCAGUCAUGUGCUACUUUUGACAUUUCACUUCCGCGGGAUUUUAAGUGGAAUGGAAGUUUCGAAGUCUGAUGUGGAUAGGCCUUUCAAACUUAAUGGACUUUUUCUUGCGCCAGAUGCCUCUCAGUACUUAUUGUCCAUUGUUCAGCGCGUUGAGCCAGCAAAACGUCAGAAAGUCCUACGGAAGCUAGUUGAUACUAUUCUGAAGCAAAAAAUCGAAAACAACAAAAUAUCAAAAGUACUGUGUGAAGCAGCUGUCAAAGAGUGCCGUGCGGACCACUGCACGGACAACACCGUUUUGUAUGUUGUUGAUGCUUUUACGGUAAGAUCCAAUCUAAAUUCUUCCACAUUCCUGAAGGUGCCUUAUUUCCGUCAUUCAAAGACUUUGAAUAAGUUCGUUCCUUUUGUUCCUGAAAGUGCGGCGCAUGAGCGUUUGCUAUUUCCGGUGACAGCAGAUGCGAAGGCAUUUUUAUAUUCACACCGCUACGAGGUUAUAUAUCAGAGAAUGCUACGACAUCAGGUAUUCUCAAAAACAUCCUCUCUGGAAGGAUCAUCCAACGCAAAUUAUCGUCUUCGACCGAUUGAAUACUUACUAGCAGCUGGAUCUAGAAUUGACUCAGUUGUUGUAUUAGCUUUAAUCAGUCAACUUCGUGAAGGUGAUUGGUAUGCUGAAGAUCCUUCAGGAAUGGUGAAACUAAAUUUACAACAGGCCAUUUUUCACGAGGGAUUGUUUCCUGAAGGAUCAGUUGUACUAAUUGAAGGUUUCUAUGAUGAAAAAGUAUUAUAUGUCACUGGGAUGGGUCUUCCUCCAUGUGAAUCUAGUGAAACAACACGUCGUGCAUUUUCUGUAGGAAAUCCGUUUGGUGGAGGUCCACCAGACGCGCUUGCAGCUUCUCAUGAUGCAAAAAUGAAUAGAUUAUUAACAACUACUCAAGCUGGUUCAGAUGCUAUGCUAGUAAUUCUUGGUGAAACACAUCUUGAUAGAGCAGAAACAUUGGAUCGUUUAACCACCUUAUUUGGUGGUUAUGCAGCAUGUGCUCCAGUUGCAUUUAUUUUAAGCGGAAAUUUUUUAAGUCCAAAUUCUGCUGGAAAAACAUGCACUGAACGUAGAAUAAUUCUAAAAAGGCUAUUACGACAGUUAAUCACCAUCUUCAAGAACAACUUUCCAGAUACAGACUCUCAAAAUACUUCUGAGUCGAAUCGAUCACCAGCAUUGAUAUUAAUACCUGGUCCAGAAGAUCCUGUCUAUGCUCCAAAAUAUAUUUUACCACGUCCUGGUUUAUCGCUCGACUUGAUUUCUAAUGAUGGAAAUCGUUCAUCUUCGUCUACUUGUCCAUCAUGGUUGCAUUUAGCUUCAAAUCCGUGUCGUUUACGUGUAUAUACACGUGAAAUAGUGAUUUUUCGUGUAAAUUACAGUCGACUAUUAAUUCGGCAUUGUGUUCACUUGCCUACAAUAAACACAUUAGAUUCUCAUACUGAAACAAAGGAGACUGUAGAAGAUUCAGUUGCAACUGAAAAUUCUGAGGUGAUUGACAUGGAUAGUACAACUGUUGAUAGUGAUGCACAGUCAAUCAAAUCAAAAACAACUGCGAAAUCUGAUAAAACCCCUUUCGAGCAUUUGGGUCAAUGCUUGGCACGUUGUUUAGCAAGUCAAGCUCAUCUGCUACCAGUUUUAGGUCAUAUAGCUCCUGUAUAUUGGUAUCAUGAUCAAGCUUUAGGCUUACAUCCUUUGCCUAAUCUAGUAGUUGCUAUAGAACCAGAACCUUUAGCUGAUCUGAAUGCUUCAGAACCUGGUCUUAUUACUACUGGUAAUUGUCGAUUUAUUAAUCCUGGUCGAUUUGGUCAUAUUCAAUUUUCGAGUACAUCAAAACGUCGUCAAAAUAGUUACACAUUCAAAGUUUAUUAUCCAAGAACUGGAAUUGUUGAAGAUAGUUGUUUACCUUCUGAUUAGAGUAUUUUAUAGACAUGAUCCUUUUCAAAAAAGUCAAUGAAUAUUAUUUUUAUAAUCGGACUUUGUAUUACGCUUCUAAUAAUAAUUCAGGAGGGG